GGAGGAAAGAUAUAUAUUUGUAGCUUCUUUGUACUUUCAGGUAAACAAGGAAGAGGAACUGGGAUAAUAGCAGUUGAAGUCUUGCCAUUUAAAAACAGCAUAAUGAUCUUCAAACACGUGUCACACAUUCAUGUCGUUUACCGUUGGUACCCUGCAAGCUCAAGAAAUGGAAACAACUGGAAGAGAUGAGGUAUAUCUUUACCAUUUAACCUUGCACUGAAUGAAACACAUUCACACUGACUGAUAACAGUGUUUAUAGUUGUUUUUGUACUUACUCACAUUAACAGGAUCCUGAUACAGGAGAUUUAAAUCAAUAAUUUGAAUGGUUGAACUUGUGCACUGCAGCUGUAAAGGAGGUAAGUGAUGGAAGUAUAGAAUUUCUAAUGCCAUGACAAUGAAGUGAAAAUGCUGCUUUAUGUAGAAAUUUGAUGUACAAAAACACUAUAUAUAUAAUAAAAUACUGUUUUACAUUCUGAAAAUAUAUAAUGAAUAUAUUUUAAGUACAAACAGCUAAAUAUAGAAACUUGGACUUUAAUACUGUGAAAGUAUUAAAACUAAACUAUAAAUUGAAGUGAAACUGCUGAAAAAGGUUGAUCAGUCAGUUAAACUCAUCGGUUAAAGAAGAUAUCAAUUGAAGCGCUAUAGGAAUUGUAAAGUGUUGAACAAUAAAAGUUGUCGAGCGAUGUUGAGUGAAACCAAAGUUUAGUAUCUGCUAUAAAAAAGGAUUUCACAGCCAGAAACAUUACUGUUUAGGUUCAGCCUCACCGGUCUCAUUAGCCCUGUUUCCAGACAGCUUUUCAGUGAAACCUUCUAAUAAAUCCACUGUGGCAGCACCAGACAGCAGACACCAGACAGACAGACAGACAGACAGAGUAGCUGGCGAGCAUUUAGGAGCUAGAGAGCCGGAUAUGUUGCUCAGCAGUUGGUGGAGAGCAAAACAGAGCUAAAAAACAAAGUGAAGAAAUAUCCAAAAUAAUGUUAAUUAAUGUCGCCCUGUGCAUUGUUGCUUGUUGCGCUGCCUUCAAUUAGCCAUCAAUUCAAUUGUGCAGUCACAACAAAGCUAACUCAGUGCUCUCUGCCUCUGUAUGGCAGUACGGCCUGCUGGUUAUAGUGUUCAGUGUUCAGUGUUUCUGACUUGGAAUUAACAAGUAUUGACUUAAACAUUGCUCAUAGAGCAAAUAUAAAUCUGUGGCAGCUGUUCAAAACUGUAAGUCUGAGUGGGCACUAGUUUCAUAGUGAAAUUAUACCAUGGGUCUAAGGUCUGAAAAACAGUCACACUUAGAGGGAAGACACUGUUAAGCGUUCAUUUCCCACAUUCUUGUAAACUUCCUCAUUACUUUAAUCACAAACCAAGGUCUGUGGCUGUGCCAGAUUUAGCUCUGCAGUGUCACACUGAGGUAAUCACAUGCCUGUGUGAAGAAAUAACAAAGACCUCAACAGAAACUCCUGACUUUAUUAUUUCUGAACAAAAGGUGCUCUGGAGAGUUUAAUUUAUCAAGAAGCAACCAACACGCUGCCUGACUUGCCUCGUCUUUUCUCUGCAAAUUCACCUGAAACCUGAUCUGCGUAAAUAAGGCGAUCCUUCAGCUUUAUCAGCUCAUGCAUGACACCAGGAAGUUCAUGCACAUGGCUGAAGGUGAAGCACACAACAGUGGGCUUUCAGACACAAAUAUGCUGGAGUUUCCCCUGGGUGUGGAAGAGUGGAAGGGACGAGGAGAGAGGAGGUGGGGGAGUGACGGAGGAAUGAAUGUGAAAACAGAGAUGAGACACUGAAUGCUUGGAGUGAGAACUGAUGAGGACACUGUAACUAAAAGACUCAGCCAUGGCCAGCUUCCUCUACUACGGAGAUGAACACAACUGCACCAACGUGGACCACCUGCUGAAGCGCUAUUACCUCCCAAUCUCCUACGGCGCCAUCUUCGUCGUGGGCCUGGUGGGCAACGUGACCUCCAUCGGCAUUUACCUGACGAAGCUACGUCCCUGGAAGAGCAGCAGCAUCAUCAUGGUCAACCUGGCGCUGACCGACCUCCUCUACGUCCUCAGCAUGCCCUUCCUGGUCUACUACUACAGCAACGGGGACUCGUGGACACUCGGCGACUUCAUGUGCCGCUUUGUGCGCUUUGGGUUUCACUUUAACCUUUAUGGGAGCAUCCUCUUCCUCACGUGUCUCGCAGUUUUCCGCUAUGUGGUGGUGUUGAAGCCUUUGAUGGCGGCGCAGGUGCAGCAGAAGUUUUGGGGCAUAAUGGCGUGCUCGGCCGUCUGGAUCCUCGCCGCCAUCGAAAUCACACCCAUGUUGACGGUGAUAUCCUUGGAGAGGCACGACAACAAGACCUACUGCAUGGACUUUGCUAGCACCAUAUCCAAUAAGACCAACAAUGACUUGCGGUGGUACAGCUGGAUGCUCACCGGUCUCGGCUUUCUACUCCCCCUAGUGGUGGUGUUCAUGUGUUACAUCGGUAUCGUGAAACAAUUGGCGAAGGGGCCACACACGGGCAGUCCUCGCCGGAUGCGGGCACGGCGUGUAACCGUGCUGAUCAUGGUGGUGUUUGUUGUGUGCUUCCUGCCAUAUCACUUCUUGCGUACGUUGCGGAUAGAAACUCGAAGUAUGCCAGCGACGCCGUGCAUGGUGGAGCGCAUAGCACAUGCAGCAUAUAUUUUCUCCAGGCCUCUGGCUGGACUCAACACGUUCUUUAACCUGGCUCUGUACACUCUAUCAGGUGAUAGGUUCAGGAGGGCCUUCCUCAGCACUUUUUACUGGGAACACUGGCGGACCAAGGCCAGGUCGCUGCUCCAGCUGGCCGUCGUCAACAAGCCUGGCAGUGGCAUGCCUGCUGUAUGACUGACAACCAGUAUUUUCUUCCUUUAAUCUCUCUCUGACUCACGCUGUGGACAAACAGUAAACUCACUCACUCAGACAUGAUGUCGGGAAGGUUGCUUCACUGUGUGUCUCACACAGACAAUAAGUAGGUUGAGUUUGUCUUGCCCAAACUGGGUGCCAACACCUGAAGUGUAAAUAUAAGUGACCAAAGCUGUAAAGCUGAAAGAAGUGCUUGAUGAAUUAGACCUUUGUCCUAAUCUUUUCUUUCCCUUCCUGGAAAUCACGUGACUAUAAUUUACCUGACAAACAAUGUAAUGGAUUCUUUUGUUUGCAGACAUUUCCUUCGCUAUAGAAGAUGGAAGUGAGCUUGCAGUGCUGAUCUGUGGGGUUCCUUUUACUGUAUCGUGUUUGUGAUUUUCAUGAAAGGUUUCAGCACACAUUGUAUAUUUCACAUGUAUAUAUCUCAACUGUGAAUCUGUGAAACAAUGACAAUUAUUGCAGACAUUCACGUCUUCCUCAGGAGGAAUUGUACUGUAUCACUUUUAAUCUACGGCCAUCAUUGUAUAAAAAUGUACUAUUGUUUAUGUAAGAUAUAUCAAAUGUGGCUUCCCAUAAGCAUACUGUAACUAGUUUUUAGCAAUAAUUUGCAUAAUAAUUAUAAACUUAGUAAGUCUAAGUGUGUCUUUAAUAAAAACUUCAUGUCAUGUAUCAGAAUUAGAAAUACUUUAUUGGUCCCUGGGAAUAAAUGUGUUGCCUUACAGAUGCUCAAGUUACUACACAAAGACAUAAUAAUGUUAAAAUAUGUACAUUAAAUUACAAUAAAAAUAUAAAUAUAAAA
Molecule: messenger RNA, 3656 nt
Organism: Dicentrarchus labrax (European seabass)
Lineage: Eukaryota; Metazoa; Chordata; Actinopteri; Moronidae
Product: 2-oxoglutarate receptor 1-like
Exons: 2
Coding region: 1823-2839 (338 amino acids)
Biological process (GO): G protein-coupled receptor signaling pathway
Cellular component (GO): plasma membrane
Molecular function (GO): G protein-coupled receptor activity
Source: RefSeq, a predicted model, not a curated record